UUCAGCUCUUUCAGUCUUGUGAUUCCGUGUCGCGUCGAUGAUCUGAUAUGGGCGGGACUUUAGCGGUCACCGGAGAUAAACACUCGCCAGACUCCGCGCUCGGUUUUCGACGCCGAAACUUCCAAUGAGGGCGAAGCAGACUGCCGCUGGGAGCCAUAGACUGCGAGUGCGCGGCACUGUCUCUUUAAACGCGCCUGGUGUGAAAAGUUCAGUCAAGAAGGCUGCGCGGAGGGGGGUUCUGCGUGGUUUGGCGCAGAGAUCGGCGUCUGAUAUCGCGAGCGCAGUGCAGCAGAUGGCUGGCGACGGCGGCGAGGCCAAACGUCUUCCAAAGAGACCGUUUCACGGCGAGGUGGAGGAGAACUCCAGCGCGACCAUGAACGAGAACGUCAAAAUAAAGCCCGGGAAAAAGACUCCGGGUGAACGGCGCGGUAAAGAGAACUCCGCCGCUAAGUGUGCUGCUUUGACAAGCGGCUCUGCCGAGGCGAAGAUGGACCAGACCGUAAUACACAGUCCCCAGACGCGAGACGAUCCGAGCAUCUUCUUCGACGAGGACAGCAAUCACGUUUUCCCGGUGGAGCAGUUCUUUGGGAACAUGGACGCCGUUCAGGAGUUCCCACGCAGAACCCCAGGAAGCAAGAGAAUGAGUCGAAGAGAGUACAGGAGCAUGCAUUACUAUGCCAAAGAGGACAGUGAAGACGAGCAGCUAUGAGGACACUAUUCCUCACGGUCACUCAAUCCGUCUGCCGCCGACAGGGAAGGAGUUGCUGGUAAAAUGGACUCGAUCGUUUUAAAGCAAGCUAUUUAUUCCAAAAGCCUUUUUAAUGAUGCACUGUGUUGAUUUAUCAGCGACGUAAUGAUUUCUUGCGUAGUUUUGAGGUACACCGACAAUGGCAAAAACGUCAGCGCAUCCACAAUUAUAAACUUAAGAACAUGCGUGUGCCACACUAAACGAAUGUACAUUUAGAGGGGUUUGUGUUAGCUACAACCGUCAUGUGAUUUAGAGCAUACGCUGAAAGAAAGCUAUAUUUCUAUAUCUUUCCGUACACUGGGUUUUCUACCACUAGUCCUUACUAAUGUGCUCUCAAGUCAACAAACGCGGUUUUAACAAGUGCCUCAAAAAUUUGCUGUUUAGAAAUUCGAACAUUAGCUUGGACGUUAUAAAUUUGGCACUUUUGAACGUUCUCUGUUGAGAAUAAAUAGAUUUGUUUUGGAAAAUGAAACACUUAAUACUUCAGAUUUGGUGCUGUAUAUAUAAAAACGAAAGCAUGUAGCUAUUUUGUUCAUCGAUACGUUUAUGAUGUAAAGAUCUUUAUAUUGGUUAUAACUCAAAUUCAGAUGCUUUUAUUGUAAGAUAUGGAAAAGUUAUACUUUUAAACCAACAAUUUCAAACUGUAUUAUGCAUGUGGCUUCAUCAGAAAUUUGAUUUGUCUGUAUAUGAUGAUAUUUGUAUAAUCUUACUGAACAGAAUUUGCACUAACUUCACGAGUGGCUCAAAGAUGUAACAUUUUAAAAAGUAGGUUCUUUUCUACUAUGUACAAAUUCUAAAAAUUGUAGAAAGUGUGAUUUUUGAAGUUUAUAUUUUUCUAUUGAAGCGAUAAACCAAGUGCUAAUUUGUUUUGCUACCAAAUACUUUAUGUAUAUGACAUGCAAUUUUUCGUGAACUUAUUUAAUGGCAAAUCAUCCGUGUAUUAUCAUGUGAAAGCUACAAUACUCCGUCCAGAGAAAAUAAAUCUCAUUAACAGCUUUGGAAAA
This is a messenger RNA of Puntigrus tetrazona (Sumatra barb), 1752 nucleotides long. It is a transcript of the gene c8h1orf174, whose product is annotated as chromosome 8 C1orf174 homolog. Lineage: Eukaryota; Metazoa; Chordata; Actinopteri; Cypriniformes; Cyprinidae. The transcript has 4 exons. Bases 125 to 709 code for a protein of 194 amino acids. The record is from RefSeq and is a predicted model, not a curated record.